Molecule: messenger RNA, 1328 nt
Organism: Dreissena polymorpha
Lineage: Eukaryota; Metazoa; Mollusca; Bivalvia; Myida; Dreissenidae
Exons: 3
Coding region: 43-726 (227 amino acids)
Source: RefSeq, a predicted model, not a curated record
GAUUUGCAAAGUCUCCACGUUAUCUGCACACUACUUACAGACAUGGUGUCGAUGUUCAUUAGGUCAGGAGUCUUGGCUCUACUAUGCAUGGCCCAUGUCGCAACCCAAGAACAGUUUGUUUUCAAACAUGUCAUUGCGCUAAGCGGGUUUCGUUGCGUCGCGUCCGCAAAAAGUGUCGGUGUGGUGCGCAGUAAAAUCAUGUGUGCCGGGGCGUGCAAAAGAGACGUCGGUUGCAAGGCGUUCUUUCAUGACGUCACUUCAGGAGAAUGCUUUACGUACGGGACCGUACCGACCAGCACCGCCGGCUGUUCUGUGCGACAUGGGGCUUUCUUCAAAAAGCCAGGCGGAGUUUUCGGUGACGCAUGUGCAAGUAACGCAGGCUGCACGCUGUCCGGCAUGGAGUGUAUAGACAGCACGUGCCAGUGUUCGGAUCCACUCAAGUUCGACCCUGGGAGCGGAAAUUGUGUGACACAGUGCGCCACCUAUGGCACCACCUACACGUGGCGCCCUUUAAUAAAGCGAGAAAACACCGUCAAUUUGGAAACAUUAGGGAUUUUUACAACCCUUUCGGAUUGCAUGAACAGAUGCUCGUCAACAGACGCGUGCACAGGAGUGAAGUUCACACACGCGAUUGGCCCGUGCGUUCUGAAACAGGAGACCGCCUCGUCUUAUUCAGUUAUUCAGUUACUCGGGUUAUCCGACUGGUACAGCCGUAACUGCGUAUAAUCGUGCAUAAAACGCAUUAAUGAGCCGCGCUCUGUAAAAUUGGGGCUUAAUGCAUGUGGUCAAAGUGUCGUCCCAUGUUAAGCAUGUGCUGUCCGCACAGGCCAAUAAGGGACGACAGUUUCAAAAAAUUUCAUAAAAGCGACGUGCCGUCCCUGAUGAGCAUGUACGGACUGCACAGGCUAAUCUGGGACGAAACUAAACGCCCAUGCUUUAAGUCGCGUUUUACAGAUCGAGGCUCAUUUAAUAAUAACGCAUCUAGGUUAUGUUUGUUUUAUUUUGGAUUUGCAUCACAAAUAAAUGCAUGUGGAUUAGGUGAAUAUAUACUGAAUACCUAAUAGACAAAUGCAACACUGGUUCAUGUGCGUCAUUAACAUUACUCGCUCAGCAAAGUUCGUAAAUUUAUCAGCAAAGUUCGUACAUGUAUAAUGAAAAAAACAAUUACAAUUAGAAUCACUGUGUCAUUAAUACUUAAAAAGACUUUCAACAACAGCAUUGGUGUAUACCCGGAUGCAAAUAUUAUUCGCUAAUCGUGGUAAAACAAUAAUUGUAGAGUUUAUAAUAAUAAAAAAGGCCGUGUUAUUUGUAACAGGUGUCCAAAAUUA